Pieris napi is the source of this 3432-nucleotide messenger RNA. RefSeq names its product lysosome membrane protein 2-like. Gene Ontology annotation, cellular component: cytoplasm; membrane. The transcript has 10 exons. The coding region runs from base 280 to 2340 and encodes 686 amino acids. The record is from RefSeq and is a predicted model, not a curated record. Lineage: Eukaryota; Metazoa; Arthropoda; Insecta; Lepidoptera; Pieridae. Gene Ontology annotation, molecular function: scavenger receptor activity.
GGUUUCAUUACAUGCUGACCGUUGACCAGUGCAGUCAACGCGAAUAAAAAAAAACGUGCGUUAUCUGUGGCAUGCGAUUGCGCGGGAAAAGAAUGUGACAUUUCUUUCACAGCUAAUAAAUCGUGAUUCUUAUUUUGUGAUUUAUGUGUUUAGUGUAAUCGUGACAAACGCUUGAAAACCGUGUUAUUACGAAUAUUACAGAAUCAUAUGCGAUUAUAUUAAUUAAAAAAGACAUUAGUGUACUGGAAAAAUCCGUCCGCGUUAUGCUUAGUGCGUAAAAUGAAGGAUAUAGUUCAACUUUGGGGCCGUGUCACGGGAAGACCGUAUUCAGGGAAUACGGAGCGGGAAUUAAGGGAUUUUACAAAUAAUAGAUUGAAAAAUAUCGAGUCAGUGAAUUUUGAAGCGAACUUUUCGGAGUGUGAGGACUUGAAUAAAUACGAUGAGUUGGACUUUAAUGAAAGGAAGGAUGCCAUUAUUAACAGAUUGUUCGAGAGGCGGAAGAAAGGGCGUAUUACACGGCAGCCGAAACGUUUGUUCGUGUUGUUGCUGUUAGGUUUCUUCUGUCUUGGAACUGGAUUAUUUAUUGCUCUGGUACAACCCUACGACAUACUAUUCAGAUGGAAAAUCAAAUUCCAAGAAGGCGGCGAGAUUUUCGAUAUGUGGAGGAAGCCAGAGGUCGAACUAUACACUCGUGUUUACUUGUUUAAUGUCACCAAUGCUGAAGAGUACAUGGCUGGUACAGACGAUAAACUUAGGCUCAAAGAAGUUGGACCAUUUGUAUAUCGGGAACAUCUCGAGCACAGCGAAAUUAAGUUUAACGAUAACGGGACGUUAUCCGCAAUACCGAAACACCCGUUGACCUGGGUUGAGGAACUGUCUGAGGGGAACAAGGAAGACGACAUAUUAUUCCUACCGCAUAUCGCUUUGUUUAGUAUAGCAAACGUGGUCUCCAGCCAAAGUUUCGUGACGCGUUUUGGUUUGAACAAUAUCAUCGGAUUCACUAAUAGCCAGCCACUCGCCCAGAUGACAGCUAAAGAGUUCAUGAUGGGUUACAAGUCUGAGAUCAUGACUUUGGGCCAUACGUUUAUGCCCGGAUGGGUCUAUUUUGAUAAACUCGGCCUUAUUGAUCGGAUGUACGACUUUAAUGGCGAUUUCGAAACCGUAUUCACUGGUGAAACAGAGCUAACACAUUCAGGUCUGAUUGACACCUACCGAGGCUCUACAGACUUGCCGCAAUGGCCUGAGAAACACUGCUCUAACGUGCAAUACGCGUCAGAUGGCACGAAGUUCAAGAGUGCAAUUGGGAAAAAUGAUUCUCUGUUGUUUUAUAGAAAGAGUCUGUGUCGGGCUGCGCCAUUGAUCCCAGUGAAAGAAGGCGAGAAAAAUGGUUUGAAAGGGGUGAUGUAUACAUUUCCCGAGCACAUGAUGGACAAUGGAAAACAUAAUGAGGAAAACAAGUGCUUUUGUCGACACGGUAAAUGUCUACCGGAAGGUUUAUUGGAUGUAUCCGACUGUUACUACGGGUUUCCCAUAGCUUUGUCCUACCCUCACUUUUACAAGGGUGAUGAUGUUUUAUUCACGAAGAUCGAGGGUUUGAAGCCGGAUAAAGAACUGCAUGAAACAAGGUUCUGGAUCCAACCCGACUCCGGUCUUCCGCUCGACGUGAGUGCCAAGUUCCAGAUCAAUAUGCCCUUGGAAGAUAUUAGCGGUAUCAGAAACACUGGCAGAUUCUCCAACAUCUACUUGCCGCUUCUCUGGUUUGAUAUUAGAAUGUUCCGCCUACCAUCGUCAAUGGAGAUGCGCUUCAAAAUGUACCUAAACAUACUUCCGAUAGUCGAAAAAUCAAUAAUGUACCUGAGUUUUAUUUCUGGUACGAUCCUGAUAUUCGUUACCGUCUACAUCCUAACAUUCAAAAUCAUGUUUAAGUCAUACAAACACAAAAAACAUUGGUGUAAUAAAGACAAAAUGAAAGAUAUCUACGUGCCAUGUGAAAUGCCUUUAGAAUCAGAGGAUAAUGAAAAAGAAUCAAAGUCUUUUAUUAAAAUACCCUCGGAUAAGUUAAAAGAAUUAGGACAUAAAAUCAGCGAUAAAGUAGGUACAAGAAUUUUUGAUUCCGAACGCAAAAACUCCCUCAUUGUUCCUGAAUCUUCGGAAGUCAAUGAUGCGUAUAGGAGUGAGAGUGAUGGUAGGGAAAGUGAUUAUGAUAGGCGAGAAAGUGAUGAUAACGUAAGAGGUGAUGGCACUUGUAAAUAUCUAGAAAUAAUUGAUGAUGGAAGUGAUUUUGAUUAUGUUUAUACUGAGAGUGAUCGAGCGAAUACAUUGCGGGAGUUGGAUAAGUGAAAUCGUUGAUCAAUCAUUGAUGUUAGUUACUAAGUCUAAUUGCGUUUUAACUAAACUACUUUGUCUCUUUCUGCAAAAUGUUUAUACUGUGAUGAAGAGGCAGAUGAAUAAUGGAGAUAUUUUUCCUCUCAGAAGAUAAGUUUAAACAGCCCUAUUUUUGUCUUGCCAACUUAAAACCCUUGCCGGUCAAGGGCUGAGUUAAAACUACCCGCUUUCGAUGACAUAAUAUGUCUAGUAUUAUUAGUAAUCUUUUGGGAUAUAUAUAUUUCUUUAUUGUUAUUAACAAAUGUAACAAUUUCUCCUCUAAGAAUUAGUCUAUAUUUACAGCUUUUCGUUUUAUGAGAAAUUAAAAGUUAUUCAUCUUAUUAUUUUUGUGGACGAAAUGUGAUAUCGAUUUCAUUAUUUGCCAUAUGUACUAAGAUGUUGACAAAAAUUUACUACGCCAGCGAGAUUACCAAUGAUUUUUAAUGUUUCUAUAAAAUCUUCUCAACGACCUCACAGUUCAAAGUGUCGUAGUAUAAUGACACAUUUGGUUCUACGAUUUUUUGUGAUACCCGCUUUUUACAUUAAAUCGCUUUGUUUGGUUAUUGUCGACUGCAUCAAUGAUUGAUGUAAGAUAAACUAAUCAUGACAUUGUUAUUCUAAAGCCUACUUAAGAAUUAUCAUUUUGCGUCAGUUUUUUAGGUAGUCCAAGCUCAAUGUUUGCUCACUAUAAAUAAGGUAAUUAGGAAAAUUAAGGCGGCUAAAUUGCUAAACCGUUUAAAAUAAGAUUUAAGACUGGUGUCAGAAUUUCAUUCUUAUUGUACAGUGAGAGACUGGCGAAUAUUUUAUAAUUGAUUAGGUAUUUUUAUUUUAUCAUAUUGUGCUGUUAAGUUCAUGUAACAACAAAAAGUUCUAUACCAAUUUUAAACAAUAAAAUAUUAUUAAAAUUACGCAUACCAUACUUUUUAUUGUUCUAUGGAUUUACUAAGCUUGCCGUUAAUGUAUAAGGUAGGUAAUAUGUGAUAUUUAAAUUAAAUAUUAAAUAACCGAUCUACCUGAGAAUAUAAGUAAAUUAAUUGUAAAUAUAAAUUUAAGGAUUGAAAUUAAAUG